This is a messenger RNA of Pecten maximus, 1344 nucleotides long. RefSeq names its product forkhead box protein B1-like. Gene Ontology annotation, molecular function: DNA-binding transcription factor activity, RNA polymerase II-specific; RNA polymerase II cis-regulatory region sequence-specific DNA binding. NCBI's taxonomy places the organism in Eukaryota, Metazoa, Mollusca, Bivalvia, Pectinida, Pectinidae. Gene Ontology annotation, biological process: regulation of transcription by RNA polymerase II; cell differentiation; anatomical structure morphogenesis. The record is from RefSeq and is a predicted model, not a curated record. The coding region runs from base 280 to 1218 and encodes 312 amino acids. The transcript has a single exon.
UUUGUAAAUGGAAUGAAAUUUGUUUUGCGUUUGACAAAUGACUGGAAGGUACAUGUGAUGUUACAAGACAAGAAGCAAGGUUUUCCACAUCAUCUGUUGACAAUGCUCGUACUGAGAAUGUGUUGUGGACGUGACCAAGGAUUGUAAACACCGGACUUUAGUAACUUCGUAAAGACGAAAACACUGACGUUUUCCUUUCAGUAAGGUGCAUUUUAAGUUUUUUAUUCUCGAUUUUUUUUUAUUAUUAUAUAUGAUAUUGGAGGAUUAAGCUUCUUCGUCAUGCCUAGACCAGGACGGAACACUUACAAUGAACAGAAACCUCCAUAUUCUUAUAUAGCACUGACCGCUAUGGCUAUCCAGUCUUCACAAGAGAAAAUGCUACCAUUGAAUGACAUUUAUAAAUUCAUCAUGGAUAGAUUUCCAUUUUAUAGACAAAAUACUCAGCGAUGGCAAAAUUCCCUCCGACACAACCUAUCGUUUAACGAUUGCUUCAUCAAAAUUCCGAGGAGACCGGACCGUCCAGGAAAGGGUAGCUACUGGGCCUUGCAUCCAAUGUGCGGUGAAAUGUUUGAAAACGGAAGUUUUCUCAGAAGGAGAAAACGAUUCAAAUUAAACAGUAUGCAGAGAGCGUUUCUAGACCCCCUAAGACAGUGUUUGGAGUCACCAUACUUUGCAGAAAGAUCACGAAUGUCUCCUGUGAAUCACACGCCUCAACAAUCGCCGAGAUUCCAGUCCUAUGGCCAUCUGACAGGACAUGGCAAUUCUAGCUCAUUCAAACAACCUUUCACGAUAGAAAACAUUAUUGCCCCCGAAAACAAGACAAACAACAGUGUACAUCCUCAACCAAUUCUUCCCACCCCUCUGCCGGCGUUUGCGACUCAAUUUGCUGGUGCAUUGUCGUGUUCUAACUUUGUGACUCCUUACUCAACUGGAGAACUGUUAUCAUCGCUUGCCUCAUCGUACGGGAUGUCGGCAGAGUAUCAAAAUAUUCUGAAAUCAAACCACGCACUAUCUCAACACCGAAUACCCGCUGUACCUCUUCCCAUCAAACCGUCACCGUAUUCGACUCUUUCAUACCAAAGUGAACAUAGUGUCAUUGCUAAUUCUCGUACAGCUCUUAAUCUCUCAACAACAGGACUUGACAUUGAGCGCUCCAUCAAAAUGGCACAAUCGAAAAGAGACCAUGGGCUUGUCUUGUCAGUUGAACAGACGUCUUGAUGACUAUUCUAACUUCUUAAAACUUCCAAACUGCGAGGUGAUCAAACAUUGUAACUGUGAUUGCAUCUUGAACACUGGCAUUAUUAAGACUUAAGUGAUAUUAAUUUUUUGUUGAUAUUUCUUUGG